Messenger RNA from Striga asiatica, 1475 nucleotides. The record is from the annotation of a GenBank genome assembly. NCBI's taxonomy places the organism in Eukaryota, Viridiplantae, Streptophyta, Magnoliopsida, Lamiales, Orobanchaceae.
AUGCGAUCGGAUUGGGCUUUUGGUGGAGCAGGAGUUGCCGAUGACUUAGCAGAAGAUUUGGGCUUAGUAGAAGAAGAUACCUUAGCCUUACUCUCGAAGAAGGGGGAGCACGUCGAGAGAGAGGGAUAUGAUCCUCAUCACGGGUGCCCUCGGCAGCAUCGAGAGCUCGACUCAAGAUUGGUCAACCUCAAGCUUGAGUCGAGCUUUUACUCCUUGUUGGAUUCUAUCGCAAUCAUAGUGAAAGCAACAAUUGAUUUGGUUGGAUGGAGUGAGAAUAUUACAUUCAAAACACCGCCUUUUGCCGGAGCCAAUGAGCUCAAGUUUAUUGCAUAUGGUGACAUGGGCAAGGCUCCACUUGACGCCUCAAUAGAACACUUCAUGCAGCCGGGAUCAGUUAGUGUCGUCAAAGCUAUGGCUGAUGACGUGUCAUCUGGCCUUGUCGACUCGAUUUUCCACAUCGGUGACAUAAGUUAUGCCACGGGAUUUCUUGUAGAGUGGGACUACUUUUUGAGCCUCAUAUCCACACUCGCCUCCCGAGUUCCUUACAUGACCUCAAUAGGAAAUCACGAGAGGAAUUAUAUGGACUCUGCAUCGCUCUACAAAACUACGGACUCGGGAGGUGAAUGCGGAGUUCCUUAUGAGACUUAUUUUCCGAUGCCAACUCCCGGAAAGGACAGGCCGUGGCAUAGACCAAUGUACACCACCAAUGAAAGAUACACCGGAUUGCACAAUGUCGACCACAAGUUCAUUGACGCUGUUGAGCCAUUGCUACUACAGAAUAAGGUGGAUCUGGCUCUGUUUGGGCACGUACACAACUAUGAGAGAACUUGUGCGAUUUAUCAAAAAAUGUGCCUAUCAAUGCCGACAAAAGAAGGGAAUGGGAUUGACACGUAUGAUAAUACUAACUAUUCAGCACCGGUUCAUGCCAUUAUUGGGAUGGCCGGAUUUACGCUCGAUGAAUUUCCAACAGAUAGGAAUUAUAACUGGAGCUUGUCUAGGAUUGCCCAGUUCGGGUACAUUAGAGCGCAUGCUACUAGGAAUGAACUUAAAGUUGAGUUUGUGAAUGCAGAUACAAAGGAAGUUGGUGAUAGUUUUCGAAUCAUUAAGAACUGAAAAGAAAGUAGUUGCCGCAUAGAUUAGAUAUAUAUCUCGAACACGGUUGUUUUGCAGAAGACUAUCGGCAAUUUGUAUUGAAUACAAGAUCGAGAAAGUCAUCUUAAUUGAUAUGAGUUGUGCACUCUGCCACUCGACAUGCUACUGUAGAAGUUCUUACAAUUUUCCAACGAUAUGAAAGGUGAAAAAAGGAAACCAUUUAUUAUAUUAAGGCAAAUUUUUUGACUGCGGAUUCUAUGAAUGUUUUUAUAUGGCCAAAAUACAAUGAGCUUAAAUUCGAAACUAUAGUAUAAGUUCCUCUAGUCUUCAUGAUCAUUCUUGUUGAGAUAUCAAGAGUUAUAGGCAUCCAUUUUAUUCAUAUA